AUGCAGUUACUAGGUUGGAUUCACCGUAAGUAUGGCCAAUAUACCAGUCAACCACUCAGGGAUUUCACCAUUGGUAAGCUUUCUUGUUAUUGUCAUACAGGGAAGCCAUCUUUUGAUGACCAACAAUUCUACUCAAAGCCAAACUAUGGUACCAAGUCAUUUAGGCCAUCCCAGAGUGACCGUCUUCGAAAGUCAUUUGGUGGCGUAGAAGCAGCACAAGUAGACGAAGAAGACAAUGAAGAGGAUACAUCAUCAGAAAUGUCUGAGCUAUUUCAUGGCUUUUUUGCCACUGGCACCCUUGGUUCGGACCCUAACAUUCCCGAUCCCUCGACACCAACAUUUGCUAUCUCUGUAGUGAAUAUAACCGAAAAAGAAACUAAAAUCACAGAGAAUGAACUGAGGCUCAUUAAUGAUGAGUUGGAGAAGUUUCUUGGAGAAGAAGCUAAAGAAGAAGGCUGCAACGAUUCAUCGGCAAGGAACAGUUUUGUCAGCACUGGAAGAAGCAGUCAUUGCAGCACAAUUAGUGGAAGGCCAACUGAAGUUCCAGAUACCAAUGGGGAUGAUACUCAAGUUUGUCCACUCCGAGGCUAUCUUUCUGGCUCAGCAAUUGAAUUGUCAGAAACAACUACAGUGGCCAAGAAGGAACACGGGACCUCACUUGGGGAGCUGUUUCAUAGGACUAAAAUAGCAGAGGAGAAGUUAUGGAGUAAUUAUGACGACGAAAAGCGUACGGCAAAUGAAGGAGAUAAAUCUACAGUGCACAUUAUGAAGAAAAAAUUGCUCAAUGCUUUUAGGAGCUCUACUGCAGCUGCCGGAGGAAAUAUAGAUUCUGCUUCUGCAGAAACAAAACUGCACAAGAUCUUGCACAUGUUCAACAAAAAGGUUGAACCUGAAAGCUCAACAACCACAUAUAAGCACGGCAAGCCCCAGAAGAAUGAGAACAAGGAAGUCAUCAUGUAUGAUGUAGGUCAUAUGCUUGCAGACGAUGACAUCAUGAUAUAUCCUCAGAGAGCCCUUUCAAAGAACAUAUGUCGCUACAAGAGCCUAUCUAAACCACCUCAGUUCACACUUAGCUGCAACCAUUCGAACGGGAACCGGGAGUGCUGGGUCAAAACAGAUGCAGACUACCUCGUGUUGGAGCUCUGAAAGAAGAAACUUUCAAGUGUUUGGUUUUCCAAGUAUCAU
Molecule: messenger RNA, 1185 nt
Organism: Hibiscus syriacus
Lineage: Eukaryota; Viridiplantae; Streptophyta; Magnoliopsida; Malvales; Malvaceae
Product: protein LAZY 1-like
Exons: 4
Coding region: 1-1146 (381 amino acids)
Biological process (GO): regulation of auxin polar transport; gravitropism
Source: RefSeq, a predicted model, not a curated record